Molecule: messenger RNA, 3438 nt
Organism: Bufo gargarizans (Asiatic toad)
Lineage: Eukaryota; Metazoa; Chordata; Amphibia; Anura; Bufonidae
Gene: BRAT1
Product: BRCA1 associated ATM activator 1
Biological process (GO): positive regulation of protein phosphorylation; cell population proliferation; DNA damage response
Cellular component (GO): nucleus
Source: RefSeq, a predicted model, not a curated record
CGCGACUUCCCGGAGCUCCAGCAUGCUGCAGCAGCUGCAAUAGUUUGGAGUGACUAUGGACGCGGAGUGCUCCCAGCUGCUGCCUCAUGUCUGCGGAGUCCUGGUGGACAACAGGCAGCUGAUGACAGACGACUCCAUCUAUGAGAAACUGCUGGACUGGUUUAAGGACCUGCUCGGGACAGUUUCCGCUGAGGGGCUCUUGAAUGAGAAUCCAUGUAUUCCAGGACUCUUCCAGCAGGUGCUGAGUAUAGACGAGGCAGACCACAGCCUCCUCACUUUUUCUAUGAGACUGGCUGGAGAGUUGGCGGCUCAAGAAGGAGGGUUCAAGUAUCUGAUGUCUGAAAACACUAUACAGGACAUGUUUGGAGAAUGGAUCUACACCAAUGAGACGUGGAAGGAUGCGUCCAUUAGGAGAGCGUGGAUCCAGGGCCUGCUCAGUAUGGUACAGCACCAGGAAGCAUUGCACUUUCUGCUUACAGGAGGAAUAAUAGAGAGAAUGUUAAACCUGCUGAUGGACUCCAGCUUGUUUGUAGCAUCUGCCGUCAAUGACCUUGUGGCCCAUGUUUUUCUCGUGUUUGUGAAGCUGACAGGACAGACAGAAAUCAGCCAUGUAUCUGAUCUGCCGGAUACGGCCCUGAGGAUCCUUGGUUACUUAGAGAAGCUACUGACCUCUGGGGAUUCCCAGUCAGUCACACAGUCACUAAAGCUCCUGACCGCCAUCUUCAGAGGCUGCACUAACACAAUGGCUGAGGUUCUCUGGCCACGAAUAGCAGAGCUGGUAACUUCUCUUCUGAGGCAGAAGCCUGUUCAUGCUGCUCCUCAUCUAGAAGAACUGUUGCUUGUGCUGACCAGAUUUCCGGUUCUGUGUAGUCCUGAGCACGAUCUAUGGAUGGUCAUGAAAGAGGCCUUGAAAAGUUUAAAUCCAUUCCAGGCAGGUUCCCUGGCCUAUGGCAUUUUGAAGUCUAAGUCCUGCUCUCAGGAUGUCUGCCUGCCAGCCAUGUGUGUCCUUCUUCAACCGCUAGACUGUGUCUUGAGAAGUUCGGCUAUAGAUUGUGGCGGCCCACCAGGUUUUCUUGAUGAGCUUGUGUCUGAUCCUUCCAUCGUGGAGAAUCUUAUGUCCAAGAAGGUCUCGUGUGUCAGUCUCUUAUGUCAGUGCCUGAUCCAUCUAACAGAACUGUGUGAAAAGGAUUGUCUUGCCGUGCAGGUCCCCUAUAGAGCGGUGCUGAGUUCCGUGGUGCUGAUUCUGAGCUUAUGCCUUGGACACGCCAUUGGUUCGUCUGCCGCAGGUUUCCAUUUGGGCAGGUCACUGAUAGGUUCUCUUCGAGUUCAAAGGUCAGCUUUGGAUGCCAUCGGAGGUCUUUCUCGUUGGCCAUUGAGACCAGAGGAGCUGAUGAAGACAUAUAAUGUGCUCACCGCUUAUCUUGAGAAUCCAGAAACAGACGCCACAGUUCUGAAAAAAGCAUUCCAGGCGUCCGUGAAGUGGCUGCAGGCCUGGCACACAUCUGAUGAGCAUUGGGCGGAGGGCAGAACUUUUCUUCAAGGUCUUUGUCCUGUGAUAAUGAAGCGCCUGUGCAGCCCUUCUUGGGAGGUGCGAGACACUACCUUAGAGUUUAUCACCAACCUCACAGCUACUGUAACAGGACGAGCGGAUGUCGGACAAGUUCUGAGUGAUGCUGGCCUCCCACAGCUGGUUCUGGAUCUUCUCAAUGACCCCGAGAGUUAUGUUCGCGCAAGUGCUGUAACCUGCACAGGACAGAUUAUUAAUAACGUUCACACUUCGGCUGCCGGCGACUUCAGAUCUGUAGAAGCCUUAAAACGUGAGGAUCUGGUGCCCCACCUAAUGGACAUUCUAUGUCAUGACACUGAAGGCUUCCCCAGGAGGGCAGUGGUAAAGGUAUUCACUGACUGGCUAAGAAAAGGUCACAUGCAAACAUUCCAAGACUCGGAAAUGCUGCUGUCACAGAUCUUGGAGACGACGUGCAGGGACUUGGACUGGGAGGUAAAGGUUAAUGCACUGGACCUUGCACAUUUCUAUAUAUCCCACAUACUUGAAAUUGGACCUAGCCACACUUGUCCGUACACAAUAGGGUUACCUUCUGGCAAAAGCACAGCUUCAGUUUCAGAUGCACUGGGGAAAUGUGAACGAGUGGGGCUCUUCCAGGCUUUAUUGAGUUGCCUGUGUGACUGUGACCGUCCGGUGGCCUUAAAAGCCUGCGAGAUCCUCCUUGAAGUGAGGCCAACACUGUGCCAUGGAGGCAGUGACCCCUCGGAACUGCACGGAAGAGACUGGCUGGAGCACAUCGUGAAAGGACAGCAAAUUACAAGCCGGGACGGGCAGCAAAGUACAGAAUGGGCUGCUGAUGUCUUAAGGAAGAUCGAUUUGGAGAACAUAAAGUGUUCCCUGUCAAAAAGCAGCGAUUACUUACAUGAGACGCCAAUGUCACUGCUGCAGGACAUCAAGGCCACCUUAUGGGGGGGAGAGAUGCAUGAUGCCGAUUGCUAUUGAUAUGGGAACCAUUCAGUGGGAGAAGGCCCUUUACAUUAGGGUAGCCUGCACCUACAGCCCAAAUUUGUAAGAAAUGGAAUUACUUUGGCACUUUCAUACUUAUUCAUUUAGCUUAGAUACAAUCAUUGAACAGGUUGCUUUAUUUUUUUUAAAAGUAAAAGCUUUGUCCAUUCCUCCAUGUUUUUUCAGCCGAUAAACUCCUUUUCCUUACCAUACUGUACAUAUACAUGGCACAUAACACUUUUGAAGGCGGCCAUUCACAUUAGCACUGUUUUGGCCAAACCUGCCACUUUGAGUGGGUUUGGCCAACCAUCUACUAUUAUGAGGCCUCCUGACCCACUCCUGUCAGCUGACGUUAGGAGAGAGAUCAGGAUUGACCAUGCCGGAUUUCAACUGCCCAGUCCUUUUCUUCUCAGGAAGACAAGAUGCUGUCCGGUGUCGGCCCACUCCACAUUUAAGACAUAUGCAUGCAGUAUUGCGAGAGAUAGCUGCCAGCUGAAGUUGCGUUUGACUAACGCAAUUGAAGUCGGAUAUGUGGCUGUCUCCAUCUUGGUCAAGCACUCCUCUUUCUUUUCCAAGGCCAAAAAAAAGUGAGCUAGUUCCUACCCAUCCUGAGGUUAUUUUGAGAGCUAAAGCCCAAGAGAGGUAAGUAACCUGUGUACAGGUACACGGUAUAGUAUAGGGACCCAACUGCAAGUUGGCUCACACGGUUUGAUCCAAAUAUGUGCUGAGAACCUCACAUUUAUAAAAUAGCAUAUGCUGAAAUAAUAAAAAAAUAUUACGUUGGCCUAUAUCAGGGUACUCCUAGAAUCCUCCUUUCACUUCUAUAGGAGCCAAGUAAGGGUCCAUUCACACGUCUGGAUCCGGACCCAUUAAUUUUCAAUGGGGCUGAAAAAGAUGCGGACAGCACACAGUGUGCUGUCCGUAUCCGC